Molecule: messenger RNA, 1326 nt
Organism: Nicotiana attenuata
Lineage: Eukaryota; Viridiplantae; Streptophyta; Magnoliopsida; Solanales; Solanaceae
Product: (+)-neomenthol dehydrogenase-like
Exons: 5
Coding region: 144-1109 (321 amino acids)
Cellular component (GO): membrane
Molecular function (GO): oxidoreductase activity, acting on the CH-OH group of donors, NAD or NADP as acceptor
Source: RefSeq, a predicted model, not a curated record
UCCUAGAUUUCAAUGACCACCUUAGACUAUUUUAAGCAAACGCAAUACACUGAUAAGUAAUCCGUCUUAGACCCAAAAAACUAAAUAUAGCAAGAGUCCUUGAAUCUAGAGAGGCUACUUAUCAUUGAAAUUCAGUUUCAACAAUGGCAGAAAAAAUCACCAGCCACGAGAACACAAGGUAUGCAGUGGUGACAGGGGGAAACAAAGGAAUAGGAUAUGAAACAUGCAGGCAACUAGCAAAGGAAGGAGUAGUGGUAGUGUUGACAGCAAGGGAUGAAAAGAGAGGAAUUGAAGCUGUUGAAAAGCUCAAAGAGGAGUACUCAAGCAUUAAAACUGAAGAUGAUCAGAUUUUGUUUCAUCAACUUGAUGUUAUGGAUCCAGCUAGUAUUUCUUCUCUCGUGGACUUCGUCAAUACUAAAUUUGGAAAGCUCGAUAUUCUGGUUAACAACGCAGGAGUUGGUGGAUUAAUGGUAGAAGGAGAUGUUGUUAUAAUAAAAGAUUUAAUAGAAGGAGACUUCGUAACUAUUUCUGCUGAAAAUGGGGAAGAGGGUGGUAUUAAGAAAUCAAUUGCAGGUAUUGAGCGUAUAGUUACAGAUUAUGAGUUGACAAAACAAUGCCUAGAGACAAACUUCUAUGGUGCAAAAAGAAUGAUUGAAGCAUUUAUUCCCCUCCUUCAGCUCUCUAAUUCCCCAAGAAUUAUUAAUGUCGCUUCUUUCUUGGGGAAGUUAAAGCUAUUAUGCAACCAAUGGGCUAUAGGAAUGCUAAGUGACGCUAAAAGCCUGACAGAAGAAAGGGUGGAUGAAGUGUUGAAUGAAUUUAUUAAAGAUUUUAAAGAGAAAUCAAUAGAAGCCAAAGGAUGGUCAACUUACUUCUCAGCUUACAAAGUCUCGAAAGCAUCCCUGAUUGCUUACACAAGGGUUUUAGCUACGAAAUAUCCGAAUUUUCGGAUAAAUUCUGUGUGUCCUGGCUUUUGCAAAACAGAUGUGAACUGCAAUACCGGGAGCUUAACUGCAGAAGAAGGUGCUGAAAGCUUGGUGAAGCUUGCCCUGUUGCCAAAUGAUGGACCCUCUGGUCUCUUCUUUUAUAGAAAGGAAGUCACCUCUUUUUGAGCAUUGCCAUAUCCAGCUAUUGGUUUGCGGGUUCAUACUUUGAUGUAUGAGUCUUAUACAUGUAGGAAAAACAUGUAUGAAUAAAGUUAGACAUAAGUUGCAAUGUUUGAAUUAAAAAUAAUGUCUAUAUUUUGGUAUGUGCCAAUACUUUGUAAAUUAAAGGAUGCAUUCCUCCUUCCUUAUUUAUGGGGUUUAUUAUUUUGUCGUUUUUUCCGGA